GUAAGACUCCGGCUAACGUUACAACCACUUCGCUGAAAGUUAGACCCGUUUUUCCCCCUCCCGGCGCGUCCGAGAGGAGGCGAAGUUUAGAAAACCACGCCGGCGGCAGAGGGGGGCAAAGUUGGCGAGAGAGUUCGGGGGCGGAUCAGAUGCUAGCCUGCAGCCUCCCGAGACGUCGUCAUGUUCACCAAGAAGAAGAAGUCUCGCAUCCAGAUCUCUGCCCCUUCCAACUUCGAGCACCGCGUCCACACCGACUUUGACGAGCAGGAGCAGAAGUUUGUGGGGUUGCCGCGGCAAUGGCAGUCGCUGAUCGAGGACACGGCCAAGAGGCCCAAGCCCUUCAUCGAUGCCACCGUUAUCACCACCGUGGAGCCACGCAAGACUAUAGUGCGUGGCAGCAAGCUGGGGGUGGAUGGCUCUCUGACAUGGCUGCUGGACGAGUUUGAAACCAUGUCUGUAACCCGCUCCAACUCCCUCAGACGAGGAAGCCCCCCCGUCCAGCCGCGCAGAGACUCCAGCUCCUCGGGAGGAGGUGGUGGAGGGCAGGAGAACGGAGACCCUUACCAUAGACACUACCAACACACAGACCGACAGGACAGAGACCGACCCAGACCAGAACACCUGAGUGCAGGGGACCGGGGUGAUCCCCGUCAGGGUCAGCAUGGAGUCCGUCCUCCACAGAGAGAUGAUGGGGUACAUGGGCGACCCCAGCAGCAGCCCCGGGGCCAGGAGCCCAGCAGAGGCCACAGAGACAGGGACAGACUAGGCUCCGGUCCUCCUCCUCCCCCAGACCGAGACAGAAAGCCCCGUGAACAGCAGCACCAGGACCAGGUCGUUCGCAGGGACCAACCUAGUGACCAGAGGCCCAAAUCCAGCUACACAGGACGGGACGGCAGCCCCCAGUCUCCCCGGGAUAAGAGACCACUCUCCGGACCCAACAUCCGAACCCCCAACCUGCCCGUCACAGAGGGGGUGAUAAAGCCCACCCAGCAGAACACACGGCCCUUUAACACCUACCCCCGGACCGACAGCGAAGGAGGACGCAGUCCUACUGGACAGCCUAGCCGACACAACAAAUCUCCCUCGCACAACGGCCCCUCCAGCAGCUCCACCCAAGGUUCCUCCAGCUCCAAGCCCCCCAUCAGCCACUCCCACCACACCUCCCACCCGGCCCUGGGCCCCGAGGCCAGCCAGCACCCCCACACCCCUCACCCCAACGUCCCAGCCCCACGGCCCCCUGGCCCUGUGGCCCCAGGCUCUGGGCCGGCACCUCCCCCGGCCCGCUCCCCGCAGAGGGAGCCCCAGAGGGUGUCCCAUGAGCAGUUCCGUGCGGCGCUGCAGAUGGUGGUGGACCCCGGCGACCCCCGCACCUACCUGGACCACUACAUCAAGAUCGGGGAGGGCUCCACGGGAAUAGUGUGUAUCGCCACGGUGAAGACCACCGGCAAACUGGUGGCUGUGAAGAAGAUGGACCUGAGGAAGCAGCAGCGCAGAGAGCUACUCUUCAACGAGGUGGUGAUCAUGCGGGACUAUCACCAUGACAACGUGGUGGAGAUGUACAACAGCUACCUGGUGGGAGACGAGCUCUGGGUUGUGAUGGAGUUCCUGGAGGGAGGGGCGCUCACUGACAUUGUGACACAUACCAGGAUGAAUGAGGAGCAGAUUGCCACCGUAUGUCUGUCUGUCCUCAAGGCCUUGUCCGUCCUGCACACCCAGGGAGUGAUCCACAGAGACAUCAAGAGCGACUCCAUCCUUCUCACCCAUGAUGGGAGGGUGAAGCUGUCAGACUUUGGUUUCUGUGCCCAGGUGUCAAAGGAAGUACAGAGAAGGAAGUCUCUGGUUGGCACGCCUUACUGGAUGGCACCAGAACUCAUAUCCAGACUGCCCUAUGGACCAGAGGUGGAUAUUUGGUCUCUGGGUGUCAUGGUGAUAGAGAUGGUGGACGGGGAGCCGCCAUACUUCAACGAGCCGCCGCUGAAAGCCAUGAAGAUGAUCCGAGACAACCUGCCUCCCAAGCUCAAGAACCUGCACAAGGUCUCCCCUGUCCUCAAGGGCUUCCUGGACAGAAUGUUGGUCCGAGACCCCGCACAGCGGGCCUCGGCCAGCGAGCUCCUCAAACAUCCCUUCCUGACCAAAGCAGGUCCACCCUCCUGUAUCGUCCCUCUGAUGAGACAAAACCGAAUGAGAUGA
Molecule: messenger RNA, 2190 nt
Organism: Lampris incognitus (smalleye Pacific opah)
Lineage: Eukaryota; Metazoa; Chordata; Actinopteri; Lampriformes; Lampridae
Gene: pak4
Product: p21 protein (Cdc42/Rac)-activated kinase 4
Exons: 11
Coding region: 181-2190 (669 amino acids)
Biological process (GO): protein phosphorylation
Molecular function (GO): ATP binding; protein serine/threonine kinase activity
Source: RefSeq, a predicted model, not a curated record